Messenger RNA from Stylonychia lemnae, 2202 nucleotides. The record is from the annotation of a GenBank genome assembly. NCBI's taxonomy places the organism in Eukaryota, Ciliophora, Spirotrichea, Sporadotrichida, Oxytrichidae.
AUGAAUAGCUUUAAUCUUACGAAUUACAGUGCAUUUAGCAGUAAAAAUGCUUCACCUUUAAUGAAAUAAAAGUAAGAUGCACCUUCCAAAAUCCCCUAGAUUGGAUUAUCACACUAUGGAAAUGUAUUCACUCCGCAUUCAGCUAUACAAAGCCCAGUUACAUCAAUGAGAUUUGCUUCUAGGGGAGGAACUCCUAUGACUACACUAACUUAAACAUUUUAAAGCAGUUCACAUUUGGACGUUGAAAAGAAUAUUUCUGAGUUUUACUAAUCUCAAUACUUAAGUCCAGUAAGAAGUUAGAUAAACCUUCCAAAUGAGGCUGAUGAUAGAAUCAAAAAGAUAAAGAUGAUGUGCAAUAUAUAGCAACAUGAACUGCAGAAGACAUUUUAAUCAUAAUCAUUGCCAGUUUUAAAAUAGAUAUAAUCCAUGAAAAGACUUUGGAAUAAGCUUGAACAUCAAGAUGUAAGACCUGAGAACGAAAUGAGAGAUACAACGUACAAAACUAUCUAAGAGAGUAACAUGUUCUUAGAUAACAAUAAAAUUGUGCAUGGAAAGAUUGAAUUGUAAAUGAAACAAAACUAGAAGUAAUUACUAGAGAAUAUAAUAAAGAUGUAAAAAUAGCACGACUGGAAUUAGUAACGAAUGCCUAAAGUAAAAAAAUCUUAUAAGUUUUUCUCAAGAAGAGCUUCAAAUGAAGGUAAUUCUCCAAAUAAAAUUAUUUCUUUUGAAUUGGAUGAGGAAAACUAGUAAAAUGCAGGAGCAAAACUAAUGGAAGAUAUUAGAGCUCGUAGAAGGAAUAAAACAUAAUAAGGUAAAAUAGAAAAUUCUGAGAAAAAUGAUAAAAGUGAAGAUGAUAUUAAAAAAGUAGACCAUGUCAGAUAAGAACUUGGAAGGUAGUAAUCUAUACAGUUGACAAAAAAAGAAUUAGAAGUGAUAUCUUGCCAUUGGGAAAUUAAAGAAAACAUAUGGUUUCCACCAAUCAGAAUAGCUUCUACACUGACUGAAAUUGGGAAGAAAAUUAUCAUGUUUGGAGGAUAUAGUAAAUCUUCACUUAAUGAUGUUUAUCAAAUUGACGUGGUAACUGCUAAAUGGGCUCCGGUUGAUGUCAAGUCAAAGAGACCUUUAUAAAGAUAUGGACAUACUGCUGGCAACUAUCGAAAUAAAGUAUUGAUAUUCGGGGGUGAGUAUAAGUAUAAUCCUGAGGUAAAAAUGAGGGAAACUUUGUGUGAUUUAUGGUCCUUUGAUUUCAAGAGAGGAGAGUUUACUUAGAUUCAUGCUGGCAAUAAACUGAUAUGCGAACCUAGAAAGGAUCAUGUUAUGGCUAUCAUUGGUCACAAUUUAUUUAUUCAUGGCGGCUUGAAUACCAAGGGACAGAUAAUAAAUGAACCUGUAAUUUAUGAUAUUUAUUCAAAGGAGUGGCAUCGAAUAACAAUAAAAGGGGAGAGCCCCGGUGAAUUAGCUUUCCAUUAAUGUGCAGCAGUAUAUAAAAAAGAACGUUAUCUUAACUAAGCUUUUGGAAUCUUCAAGCAUCCAGAUAUACAGUAAUCUAUGAUGUAAAAUCCUUAAGGAGGAAUACGGCAAGAGGGAGUUUAUAUUUUCGGAGGAAAAAACUCAAAAGGAUUCCCAACAAACACCUUAACUAUGCUACUUACUGGAAAGUCUUAUCUUGAAUGGAAAAAGGUGGAGACAAAGGGAAAGCCACCUUGCCCUCGUUAUUCUCAUUCAAUGAACUUUUCGUCUGAGCAAAAUAUCUUAGUUUUAUUCGGAGGGAGAUCUGAUGUCAAGAGUAAAAGUUAAAACAGAUAGCAAGUAAUGAAUGAUGUCUGGAUUUUUAGUCUGUAUACAAUGACAUGGUAUGAUGUCAACAUAACUGGCUUAGUGCCUUAAGAGAGAUUCUCUCAUUGCAGUACUAUUUCUGGAACAUCUUUAAUUGUAUUUGGUGGUAUCAAUAAAAAUUUCUGUUCUGCUUAGUUAAAUGUUUUAGAACUGGAUCCAAUAUACUCUAGAAAAUUAUAAGCCAAAUAAAAAUACUUUAAGUCUCCCAAAGAAAUCAUAAUGGAUGAUGAAGAGUAUUUCAAAUUAGAUGAUAAUUAAAAUAAGCAUGGGAUUGACUCUAAUCGACCCUUAAGUAUUCAAUAAAAUAGCGACAUCAGAUUGCUAAGCAUAGACAGAUUUGAUAUGUAAUUUAGCGAGAAUGAUUGA